Molecule: messenger RNA, 3774 nt
Organism: Oppiella nova
Lineage: Eukaryota; Metazoa; Arthropoda; Arachnida; Sarcoptiformes; Oppiidae
Source: the annotation of a GenBank genome assembly
AUGGAAGACAAGAAGAUCCAAACAGCUAUAAAAUGUAGCCAAUUAUUAUUACAAUUAGCAGGAAUUAAGAUUACUGAGGAUACAUUACUGCCAUUUUAUCAAAAUAUUAAUUUUGGCCUAAAGGAACUUAAUAAAACUUAUGGAGUAAAAUUAAAACAAAAAAAACUAGCAUAUAAUAAACUAAUAGCCAAGGAUUUACCUUUAGCAUUUCUUUCUACUGAUGGUGAAUAUCUAAUACUAGCUAAGAUAGAUAAUCACCGUGGUUUAAUACAACACCCGUUCAAAUCCCAUACUGAAUUGUGGUCUAAGGAACAGCUGGGUAAUUAUUGGAGUGGCAAAGUUAUUAUUCUGUCUUCUGCAUCAUUAAAGUUCAAUCUAACUUGGUUUGUUCCAGCUUUUUGGCAGCAUCGUCGUAUGUUAGCUGAAAUAUUGUUCUUCUCGCUCAUACUACAACUACUAGCCUUAAUACUACCUUUAUUCUUUCAAAUAGUGAUGGAUAAAGUUUUAGCUUAUAAAGCCUAUAAUACUCUAGAUGUACUGAUUUUUGGUUUGGUGAUUACUAGUAUUUUCGAAACAUUACUUAGAGGAUUACGGGAAUAUCAAUACACCCAUACAGCUAAUCGAAUAGAUAUUUUACUUGGAGUUAAAUUAGUAAAACAUUUACUAGGAUUACCUUUGCUUUAUUUUAAAAAUCGGCCAGUUGGUUCAUUAGUAGCUCGUGUACGUCAGCUAGAUAGUAUUAGAGAAUUCUUAAGCGGUUCCCUAUUUACUUUGCUAGUUGAUAUUAGCUUUAUAAACAUAUUUCUAUUGGUAAUGUGGAUAUUAUCACCAGCAUUAACUGCAAUAGUACUUACCUCUAUUCCUUUUUAUGCCAUUGUUGCUUGGUGCAUUACCAAACCGCUACAGGAUAGGUUAGAAACUCAAUUCCAAUAUAAUGCAGCUAAUACUGCUUUUCUAACUGAAAGUAUCACUGGAGCUGAAACAGUGAAAAGUCUGGCAGUAGAACCACGUUUAUCUCAACGUUGGGAAACUCAAACCAGAGAUCUAGUUAAUGCUAGCUAUUGUACUCAAAUAUUAUCUUCUCUAUCUAAUCAUAUAGUCCAAGCUAUUGGUAAACUAACUAGCAUAUUAAUUUUAUGGUAUGGUGCUGAAUCUGUUAUUAAUCUUGAAAUCACCCUUGGCCAAUUAAUUGCCUUUAAUAUGUUGGCCCAGCAUUUUUCUGGACCACUAGCUAAAUUGGUUGAGUUGUGGGGACAAUUUAUUCAGGCCCAGGUAGCAGCGGAUAAGCUUGGUGAUAUCUUGAAUUUACCAAUUGAACAAGAAACAGCAGGUACUCAGCAAAAAUUAAAAGGUGAUAUUAUUUUAGAGCAAGUAACAUUUCGCUACCAACCAGGUGCACCUCUUGUACUACAAGCUGUUUCAUUACAUAUUCGAGCUGGUAUGCAAAUUGGUAUAGUAGGGGAAUCUGGUUCCGGUAAAAGCACUCUGGCUCGGUUGCUAUUGCGACUCUACUUACCAGAGCAAGGACAAGUAUUAUUUGACGGAGAGUCCCUUAAUGCCCUUGAUAUACGUAAUUUACGUCAGCAAGUGGCCGUAGUACUGCAAGAGAAUUUUUUAUUAAAUCGUACUGUACGUGAUAAUAUUGCUCUGUCACUUCCUCAAGCUUCCUUAGAGUCAGUAGUAAAAGCCGCAGAACUAGCAGGAGCGCAUGACUUUAUUCUGCGGUUACCUCUAGGUUAUGAUACAAUAUUGGCUGAAGGUGGCAGUUCUUUAUCAGGAGGACAAAGACAACGUAUUGCUAUUGCUCGUGCCUUAUUGAUUGAACCUAGAAUAUUAAUUUUUGAUGAAGCAACAAGUAGCCUAGAUGAUGAAUCUCAAGCUUUAAUUCAAGGUAACAUGGUUAAAAUAGCUAAUGGUCGUACGGUAAUUACCAUUGCUCAUCGUUUAUCUACUGUUCAGCAUUGUGAUUAUAUUGUAGUGUUGCAUCAAGGCAAAAUUAUUGAGCAAGGAGCUCAUGAAACAUUAUUAACAUUAGGUGUUAUUAGAGCUGCUCAGAGCUUUCAGAUAGUAGCAACAGAAGAAUCAUUACGUCAUAGGCUUGGCAUAGAUUGCCAACAAUUGACGGCCAUGGAUGUGUGUAGAGCAGCUAGGCAAGCUGGAUUGCGAGCAAAAUGGUAUCAAAAGGUUAACAUAAAUAUUGAAACAUUACCAUUACCAAUAUUAAUUUGUUUUAAUGGCCAAUGGAGUGUUAUUGAAAAGAUUGAAUCAAAUGGAUACUGGUUACGCUAUGAUUUAGCUACUCAUCAGUUUUGUCAAGAGCCAUUACCUGAACUCACUAACGAUAUAGAGAUAGUGUUACUAGCUGAAAAGGAAGUACAGGUUACUGAUGUUAAGUUUGUUAGUCGAGGACUGUCUAGUUUACAUGUAUUGGCACUUGCAAUGUUGGCACUUACCAUAGCUGAGCCUUUCUGUAGUUAUUUACGAGCGACAAACUGGUCAAAUAGUAGCUCGGGUACGAGAGAUGGACCAUAUUCGUCAGUUUUUAACUGGCUCAGCUUUAAUGUUGUUAGUCCAAUAUUACGUCGUAGAGUUACCAAAGAAUAUGAUGCCAGUGCGUUAGCUACAGCAUACCUAACUGAAACUAUAACCGGUGUGGAAGUUUUAAAAACUACUGCUACUGAGCCAGAUUUUCUAAAACGUUGGCAACAAAUUUUAGCUUGUCAAUUACGUACUACAUUUUUAGCUAAAAAAGUUGCUAUUACUGCUAGUCAGGGCAUUAGCUUAAUACAAAAGCUUACAUCUGCGUUAUUAUUAUGGUUAGGAGUAAAGAUUGUGCUUGUAGGUGAACUCACUGUUGGCGGAUUAGUAGCUUUUAAUAUGUUAGCUAGUCAUGUAACUCAGCCAAUCUUACGAUUAGCACAGAUAUGGCAAGAUUUUCAGCAUACUCUAAUAGCAUUGCGUCGUAUUGGGGAUAUUUUAGAUACUGAACCAGAAGCUGGUAAUAAAGGCAAAGGCGUAGCCUCUGUACCAAAAUUAAAAGGUAAAAUAGAGUUUCAGUAUGUACGUUUUCGCUAUCAGGCCAAUACGCCAGAAGUGUUAAGCAACCUAUCUUUUACUAUCCAAGCUGGUGAAUUUAUCGGUAUUACUGGCCCAUCUGGCUCAGGCAAAAGUACCUUAACUAGGUUAUUACAGCGCCUAUAUAUUCCUCAGCAUGGACAGAUUUUAGUAGAUGGUAUAGAUAUAGCAAUUGCUGAUCCGACCUCAUUACGUUGUAACAUGAGUGUAGUAUUACAGGAUAAUAUGUUGUUUGCUGGAUCAAUAUUAGAUAACAUUAAGCUAUGUUGUCCUGAAGCGAAUGAAGGUGAAGUUAUACAGGCUACAAAACUAGCUGCUGCGGAUAAUUUUAUUAGAGCUUUACCGCAAAGAUAUCAGACCAUUAUCGGAGAAAGAGGUAGUGGUUUAUCUGGUGGGCAGCGCCAGCGAGUAGCAUUAGCUAGGGCUUUGUUAGUGGAUCCACGGAUUCUGAUUUUAGAUGAAGCUAGUUCUGCUCUUGAUUAUGAAUCUGAAGCAGCAAUUAUGGUGAAUAUGGAUCAUAUUUGUCAUAAUCGUACAGUAAUUAGUAUUGCUCAUCGGUUAAACACUAUUAGGCAUGCUGACCGUAUUUUGGUACUAGAUCAAGGGGUGAUCAUUGAACAGGGAGCUCAUGCAGAGCUUUUACAGCAGCAAGGCCUCUAUGCUAAACUUUGGAACACUCAAACUAAUAGUAGCGACUAA